CGCGGCGGAACGCGGCAACGCGCCAACGCGCCGUUUUUCCGCGUCGCGCCAUACCGUACGCCGGUUGCCCGUUUCUGCGACCGCGCGCACGAUCGUAUGUGCACGUAAUUCCGCGCAACCAGUUUUUUUUUUUGUACGCGCCGUUGUCGUUGACCAUCCUCGCGGGUCUUCACGCCGCUGCGAACUGCGAACACCACUUGGCAGUUAGCUGCGUUGUCGUGACGAUUUGUUUGUCGCACGUUGGCCGCCGAAAAGUUGUGUUGACGGUGUGCUCGUCGGCCAUCCAUCCACCAUCGUUGGCGCUCGCACGAAGCAUCAUAACCGCGACUCGCGCACACCGUAGACCGCAAGCGUUCGAGCAUCGAUUAUUCUCACCCCGCCGCCGUCAGGUCAAAUUUCAAUUUUAAGAUGAUUACGCUUAAAAACCUUGCUUAUAUGAGGUGCGAUGAUGAUGAAAAGGCAUUUUACGAUGAUCUGGGGACGUUAAAGAUCAGUAUUGAUAAUUGCUGCAAGUUAGUUCUUACUGACAUUACGAGAGAUCCUAAUUCCCAAGUUUCCGACGAAUUCGAUUGGCUGAGCAGAGAGGCCGCUUUCAGAGGACACCUUGAGUGUCUUAAGUACUCUCACGCCCGGGGCUUUCUUUUUGAUGACGAACUUUGUGGUUUAGCCGCAGCACACAGUAAUUUAGAAUGUCUGAUUUACGCGCACGAGAACGGCUGUCGGUUAGACGCGAUUACGUGCGGACAAGCUGCAUUCGGUGGUAGUGUUGAUUGUCUGCGGUAUGCCCGCGAGAACGGCGGUCAGUGGAAUGAGAUGACCUGCUAUUGGGCUGCACUUCAUGGUAACCUUGACUGUCUGAGGUAUGCCCACAAGAACGGCUGUCGGUGGGACGAGACGACAUGUGAAGUGGCUGCAUCUUGUGGUAAUCUAGAUUGCUUGAUUUUCGCCCACGAAAACGGCUGUCGGUGGGACAAAAGGACGUGCGAAGCGGCUGCAGGUUCUGGCUGGCUGGAUUGUUUACGGUACGCCCACGAGAACGGCUGUUCGUGGGACGAUACGACGUGCGAUGCGGCUGCACGCGGCGGUUCCCUUGAUUGUUUAAUGUACGCGUUCGAAAGCGGUUGUGGGUGGGACGAGGUGACGUGCCAAUUGGCAGCGCUUGAUGGCCACCUUCAUUGUUUGAUUUACGCGCAUGAAAACGGCUGUCGGUGGGACCGGAUGACGUGCGAGGCGGCUGCUACUAAUGGUCACCUUGACUGUUUGGUUUAUGCGCACGAGAACGGCUGUCGGUGGGACGAGACGACGUGCGAAGAAGCUGCAUCCGGUGGACAUAUCGAGUGUCUACGGUAUGCCCACGAAAACGGCUGUCCCUGGAACCGCCUGACGUAUGAGAGUGCCGCGUGCUAUGGCCGAUUCGAAAUCUUACGUUACGCCCACGAGAACGGUUGUCCCACGUCGGAGCGCGCUUGCGAAUACGCGGCGGGUUUAGGCGACCUGGACUGUUUGCGGUAUGCGCAUGAAAACGGCUGCCCGUGGACAGAAGAUACUUGCAUAGAAGCUGCCUGCUACGGUCACUUUGGCUGUCUGCUGUAUGCUAUCGAAAACGGCUGUCCGUUUACUGAACAAACGUACAUGGUGGCUGCAGCCAGCAAUAAUGAAGACUGCUUCCGAUAUGUCGAAAGCAAAUGCACGAUAUUCAUGAUAGAAUAUCAUGAACCCGUUGACGAAUGGGGAUUGCCAUUAUCUUUGGCUAAUACGCAACCACCGUCGUAGUUUUAUUAAGGGGAUCGGUGGCGGUGACGACUGUCUUUGUCUAACAC
This is a messenger RNA of Myzus persicae (green peach aphid), 1820 nucleotides long. RefSeq lists its product as uncharacterized. The coding region runs from base 409 to 1773 and encodes 454 amino acids. Lineage: Eukaryota; Metazoa; Arthropoda; Insecta; Hemiptera; Aphididae. The record is from RefSeq and is a predicted model, not a curated record. The transcript is spliced from 3 exons.